Messenger RNA from Drosophila ficusphila, 609 nucleotides. RefSeq lists its product as uncharacterized. Gene Ontology annotation, biological process: intracellular iron ion homeostasis. Gene Ontology annotation, molecular function: 2 iron, 2 sulfur cluster binding. Bases 72 to 332 code for a protein of 86 amino acids. The record is from RefSeq and is a predicted model, not a curated record. Gene Ontology annotation, cellular component: cytosol; nucleus. Lineage: Eukaryota; Metazoa; Arthropoda; Insecta; Diptera; Drosophilidae. The transcript has a single exon.
CUGACAGCAAUCUGCUUACGGUCACACACAAAUCGAAGCAACUCAUUUUCUUUUGAAUAAAUCCAUCCAAAAUGAGUAAAUACGACUCAAAGUACUUGGAAGACAAGCUCAAAAAAGAACUGCAGGCCACGUACGUGAGUGUCACGGACGAAUCAGACGGUUGUGGCGGCAAGUUUAGUGCGGUAGUCGUAUCGCCAUCCUUUAAUGGCAAGACCCUGCUGCAAAAACAUAGAUUAGUCAAUUCAACUUUAGCCGAAGAACUGAAAGAAAUCCAUGCAUUCUCCCAGAAAUCGUACACUCCCGAAGAGUGGGAGAAAGUGAAAGCCCAAUAGUAAUAUCAAAAACCACAUCAUAUAUACACACGCAACAACAAACAACAACAAGCCGUAAUAACCUGUUGCUCGUUUUCUUGGUAGUUGUGUCGAUCGAAGAAACGAAACCCGAAAAAACGCCAGUCGAACAAAGAAAGUGAAAGGGAAAGCACACAGGAAUCGGCAUUUUGUUUUUGGGAGUUACCAAAUAAACAACGCAAAUGAUCCGCUAAAUGCAUAGGUUACAUAAAAAAACACCAAUAAACGUUUAACUACUCGCCAGAGGUCGCCCACUUCA